AUGUCCAACGAUCCAACCUCCCCCAUCUCGGUCCCCCAUGCGGAGAACCGUCGACGUCGUGGGUCCAUCGCCGACAUAUUCUCCAAGCCGAGCAACCCAUCCAAAACCCAGGUUCCAAGUCAGCAAUCCAACCAGCGUCGGCUGUCAAUCAACACGCUGGGCCUCUCUGGUUCUCCCACCCAGGCGUCCGCCUUCGGUGGCAAUCGCAACUUCCGUCGAGGCAGCCUAUCUAGCUCAAUGGGCUCCAACGGUCCAGUCGAAGAUGCUGUCGACGACGAGCAAAUAACAGGAACCUCACCCAACUCGCAGUUCGGGAGACGCGUCUCCUUUGGUGCACAAGCUCUGCGUGAUUCUCGUGCAGGGAGCAUAGGAAAUGGCGAAGGCUUUAACUGGUCAGAGGCCCUCCGCUCUCGUGCUGGGCGUGCCCCUUCCUUCGGCGGCCCCGUCUCCCCACAUCGUUCCAAUGGUAACCACCAGCGUGCCGCUUCCAUCGCAUCUAUGGAGCAGCCUAGCCGGGAAAUUCCCCGUCAGCCUAAGCAGAAUAAGCCGGAUUUCUUCCAGGAGAAGAUCUUGAGGGGUGACUUUAUGGAUUAG
Penicillium roqueforti is the source of this 594-nucleotide messenger RNA. RefSeq lists its product as uncharacterized. The transcript has 2 exons. The coding region runs from base 1 to 594 and encodes 197 amino acids. The record is from RefSeq and is a predicted model, not a curated record. NCBI's taxonomy places the organism in Eukaryota, Fungi, Ascomycota, Eurotiomycetes, Eurotiales, Aspergillaceae.